Molecule: messenger RNA, 1665 nt
Organism: Ochotona princeps (American pika)
Lineage: Eukaryota; Metazoa; Chordata; Mammalia; Lagomorpha; Ochotonidae
Gene: WNT10B
Product: Wnt family member 10B
Exons: 4
Coding region: 41-1210 (389 amino acids)
Biological process (GO): neuron differentiation; canonical Wnt signaling pathway; multicellular organism development
Cellular component (GO): extracellular region
Molecular function (GO): frizzled binding; cytokine activity
Source: RefSeq, a predicted model, not a curated record
GCGCUGAGCCAUCUGCCCAGCGGAGCCUCUGGGCUUCGACAUGCUGGAGGGGCCCUGGCGGUGGCCUCUGCCCUCGGGCCUCACUGGUCUGCUGCUCCUAGCGCUGUGCACUGGGGCGCUUAGCAAUGAGAUCCUGGGCCUCAAGCUGCCCGGGGAGCCGCCGUUGACGGCCAACACCGUGUGCCUGACUCUGUCGGGCCUGAGCAAGCGACAGCUGGGCCUGUGCCUGCGCAGUCCCGACGUGACGGCGUCGGCGCUUCAGGGUCUGCACAUCGCGGUGCACGAAUGUCAGCACCAGCUGCGGGACCAGCGCUGGAACUGCUCGGCGCUCGAGGGCGGCGGCCGCCUGCCACACCACAGCGCAGUCCUCAGGCGCGGUUUCCGUGAGAGCGCCUUCUCCUUCUCCAUGCUGGCUGCUGGGGUGAUGCAUGCGGUAGCCACAGCCUGCAGCCUGGGCAAGCUGGUGAGCUGUGGCUGUGGCUGGAAGGGCAGUGGUGAGCAGGACCGGCUGAGAGCCAAGCUACUGCAGCUGCAGGCACUGUCCCGGGGCAAGAGUUUCCCCCACUCCCUGCCCAGCCCUGGCUCCAGCUCCGGCUCUGGCCCUGGCCCCCAGGACACGUGGGAAUGGGGUGGCUGUAACCAUGACAUGGACUUUGGAGAGAAGUUCUCUCGGGACUUCUUGGAUUCCAGGGAAGCUCCCCGGGACAUCCAGGCAAGAAUGCGAAUCCACAACAACAGGGUGGGGCGCCAGGUGGUAACGGAAAACCUAAAGCGGAAAUGCAAGUGCCACGGCACUUCGGGCAGCUGCCAGUUCAAGACAUGCUGGAGGGCAGCUCCGGAGUUCCGGGCAGUAGGGGCUGCGCUGAAGGAGCGGCUGGGCCGAGCCAUCUUCAUUGACACGCACAACCGCAACUCAGGAACCUUCCAACCCCGCCUGCGUCCCCGGCGCCUCUCAGGAGAGCUGGUCUAUUUUGAGAAGUCACCUGACUUCUGUGAACGGGACCCCAGCGUGGGCUCCCCAGGCACCAGGGGCCGGGCCUGCAACAAGACCAGUCGUUUGCUGGAUGGCUGUGGCAGUCUGUGCUGCGGCCGGGGGCACAACGUGCUGCGGCAGACUCGCGUGGAGCGCUGCCACUGUCGCUUCCACUGGUGCUGUUACGUGCUGUGCGAGGAGUGCCGGGUCACAGAGUGGCUCAAUGUGUGCAAGUGAGGGUCAGUCCACCUGGCGGCGGGGGCAGGGGGAAGGGGAGCCCUUGGCUGUCAUUUCUGUCCCUGCUCGCUCUUGGCCUCCCUGCAUGCUCAAAACAGCUACUUGGUGUUUCCGACUUGGCUUUGGGAGUGGUAGGGGGCUAGGUAGAAUCCUUGUCCCCCUCCCUGCCAGGCAGAGUUGGCUGGAUUGAGGAGGGCGUUGUCAUCUGUCUUCCUUAAACACUUGAGUGGCCCAAGAUGCAAUUCACUGUAUUCUCGGUGGCAGGUAUCCUUUAACCCUGUGUUGGUCCCUAUUGUUUGGCCACUUCCUGUCUGUUGAUUGACAACUCCAGGCAUGUGGAAUUUAGAGGUGGAACCAUGAGAUCUAUAUCUAAAAAGAGACUACCCACUCCCAUUGACUGUUGCCCGCCUCCUGCCUCCCCUCUUGUGGGGUAAUGGGAGACAGUGGGACAAGAU